Beta vulgaris subsp. vulgaris (sugar beet) is the source of this 3536-nucleotide messenger RNA. Its product is annotated as pre-mRNA-splicing factor ATP-dependent RNA helicase DEAH1. The transcript has a single exon. NCBI's taxonomy places the organism in Eukaryota, Viridiplantae, Streptophyta, Magnoliopsida, Caryophyllales, Amaranthaceae. The record is from RefSeq and is a predicted model, not a curated record. Gene Ontology annotation, cellular component: catalytic step 2 spliceosome; intracellular anatomical structure. Gene Ontology annotation, molecular function: RNA binding. The coding region runs from base 298 to 3048 and encodes 916 amino acids.
GCUUUUCUUUCAGAGUUUGUCUUGUAAGAGAACGCCUGAUUUUAAAUUAAAAUUAAGCAAUGAUAAGUUCAAUAUUAAAAAGAGAAUUAGUCCAAUAAUGACUAGGUUAAUUUCUUUCGGUGACUAGUUUAAUCCAUUUAGUUACUAGAUCUAUUUUUAUAUUUAAAUUAAACAGUCUCUUUUAAUAAUUUUUGUUCCUCCCAAUACUAGGAGAUUCAGUGAUCGAUUCUCAUCACUGGUCCUAGUGGCUCUUUAGCCCAAACAAAAAAACCAAAAAAGUUUGUUCCACCUGAUAAUAUGGCACUUGCUAAGUGCAAAUCUUCUACUUCCACCAUAGUUUAUGAGUCUAAGAAGCUAGCUUAUGGUAACAAAAGGUUUAGAAGAAAGAGUGAAUAUCUUGAUAAUGAUGAUGAUGAUCGUGACUUGAAGAGGAAAUCUUGUCAUGCUCAUGAUAAUGAUGAUGAUGAAGAAGAAAGAUUACGCGAUCAAAGAGAGAGGGAAGAGUUAGAGAGACAUAUUGCGGAACGAGACGCUUUUCGAACAAGGAAGCUACAAGAGCCAAGAUUGACAAAGGAGAAGGUUAAGGAAGAUGACAUUGUAGCACUUAGAAGAGUUUCAAGACAAAAGUACUUGAAGAAAAGGGAGGAAAAGAAAUUGAGGGAGUUUAGAGAUGAGAUAGAAGAUGAACCAAAUUUGUUUGAUGGUGUUGAUGUAAGUGAAGUAGAGCGUCGUGAAUUAAGGUACAAAAAGGAAGUGUAUGAGUUACUUGUCUCUAAAACAAGGGAAGAACAUGCUAGUAAUAAUGAGUAUCGAAUGCCGGAUGCAUAUGAUCUAGAAGGAAGAGUGGAUCAAAAGAAAAGAUUUGGUGUAAAAGAUGAAGAAUUUAAGGGUAAGAAUUUGAAUCUUUUAUGUGAACAACAAAAGUGGGAGCAAUAUCAGAUUGAAAAGGCCACCUUUAAAUUUGGUGCACAAGAUAAAAGUGCAGACAAGUAUGAGUACUUAUUCGAAGAUGAAAUCGAAUUCUUGAAAGCUGCUGUAAUGGAUGAAGAUUAUAAGUUUGAUAGUUCAAAACAUAAAGAGGAGAUGCUAACUGAGUCACAUCAGGAGAAGCGGAAAGCCCUGCCAAUCUAUCCAUUUCGCGGUAAGUUACUUGAUGCUAUCAGAGACCAUCAGGUUCUUAUAAUUGCUGGAGAAACUGGUUGUGGGAAAACAACUCAGAUACCACAGUACCUGUAUGAAGCUGGAUAUGCAAAAACUGGAAAAAUUGGAUGUACUCAACCUAGGAGAAUUGCUGCCAUGAGUAUUGCUGCUCGUGUUUCACACGAAAUGGGUGUGAAACUUGGGCAUGAGGUGGGUUACUCUAUCAGAUUUGAGGAUUGUACUUCUGAGAAGACAGUUCUGAAGUAUAUGACAGAUGGUAUGUUGCUUCGCGAAUUCCAGAGUGAGCCGGAACUUGGUAGUUAUAGUGUUAUCAUGGUGGAUGAAGCUCAUGAAAGGACAAUUCCAACAGACAUAUUAUUUGGCUUAGUUAAGGAUGUAUGUCGCCUUCGAUCUGAGUUUAAGCUACUCAUCUCGAGUGCAACUCUUGAUGCUGAGAAAAUCAGUGAUUUUUUCGAUUCUGCACCGAUAUUCAUAAUUCCAGGGCGGCCUUAUGAUGUCAAGAUAUACAACACUAAGGCACCACAGGCUGAUUAUAUGGAUGCAGCAAUAGUUAAGGCGUUGGAAAUACAUGUAACAGAAGCACCUGGUGAUAUACUGAUAUUUCUUACUGGACAAGAAGAAAUUGAAACAAUGGAGGAGAUGUUAGUGCAUAGGGUUAAAAGAUUUGGCUCCAAAAUAGCUGAGCUUAUUAUAUGCCCUGUCUAUGCCAACCUACCAACACAUCUGCAGAGUAGAAUAUUUGACUGUACUCCUGAAGGUGCGCGCAAGGUUGUGCUGGCCACAAAUAUUGCAGAGACGUCUCUCACAAUAGAUGGGAUUAACUAUGUUAUAGAUCCUGGAUUAGUGAAGAUGAAGUCGUACAGUCCACGAACAGGGAUGGAGUCAUUGUUGGUGACACCGAUAUCUAAGGCAUCAGCAAAGCAACGUGCAGGUCGAUCAGGCAGAACAGGGCCUGGUAAGUGUUUUAGAUUAUAUACAGCUUACAAUUAUCAGGAAUUGGAUGAUAAUACUAUCCCAGAAAUUCAGAGAACAAAUCUAGCAAAUGUUGUUCUUACACUCAAAAGCCUUGGUAUUGUAGACUUAUUAAACUUUGAUUUCAUGGAUCCACCAUCAUCUGAGGCUUUAUUGAGAGCUCUUGAGUUGCUUUACGCGCUUGGUGCUCUAAAUAAGCUGGGUGAGUUAACUAAAGUUGGAAGAAAAAUGGCUGAAUUUCCUCUUGAUCCCAUGUUAUCAAAGAUGAUUGUUGCUUCAGAAAAGUAUAAAUGCUCUGAAGAAAUAAUCACCAUUGCAGCAAUGGUUUCAGUUGGAAAUUCAAUCUUUUACCGUCCAAGGAACAAACAAGUCUUUGCAGAUAGUGCUAGAAUGAGAUUCCAUGACGGGAAUGUUGGAGAUCAUAUCGCGCUUCUAAAGGUCUACAACGAGUGGAAGUCGAACAACUAUGACAACACAUGGUGCUUUGAGAAUUAUAUUCAGAACAAGAGUAUGAAACUAGCAAGAAACAUAAGAGAUCAACUCAUGAGGUUGUUGGAAAGGGUAGAAAUAGGAGUAACAUCUAGUAUAAACGAUUUCGAAGCAAUCAAAAAGGCGAUCACAGCAGGUUUUUUCCCUCACACAGCACAGUUUCAGAAAGAUGGUUCAUAUAAAAGAGUCAAGUAUCCUCAGAUUGCACACCUUCAUCCUAGUUCAGGUUUAGUGCAGAUGAAACCGCAACCAAAAUGGGUAGUAUAUCAUGAACUGGUUUUGACAACAAAGGAAUAUAUGAGAUGUGUGACUGAGCUGAAAUCAGACUGGUUGGUUGAGAUUGCUCCUCACUACUAUGAGAAGAAGGAUGUCACAGCAUUUGGCACAAAGAAGAUGCCAAGGGAUAAAGGACUUUCUGCUUCAUAGUCAUGAUUUUUUUUUUUUUCUGUAGAGCUAAAACUUAUAAUGUGAUAAUGUAAAUAUAAUUGUUACAAAGUAAUGUAAAUAUAAGAUUGAUCUGGUGUUGUAAACUUGGAGUUCACUUUGUUUUUUGUUUUUUAACAUUUUAUAGAUUAUUACCUCCGUUCUUUAUUAAUUUACCCGCAUUCCUUUUUUGGGAUGUCCCUUAUUAGUUUAUCCAAUUCUUUUGUUUCUAUUUUUGGAAUGGGACCAUUAACUUUCCAUACACACACAUACAACUUUACUAUAAAUUAAUCCUUUCUCUUUUUUUCUAUGUCCUACAACAUUAUUUCUCCUAAAACUCUGUGCAAAAGAAACCGUUAAACUAAUAAAAACUGGAGGAAGUAUGUAUAUAUAGUCAGUUUUUCGUUGAUAUAGUCAAUUUUUGUAUAAUAUAAUCAUCUUUUGUAUAAUCACUAGUUUUUAGUCCAGGGUUAUGCCUCGGGCAAUUAUAA